Molecule: messenger RNA, 1677 nt
Organism: Bombus pascuorum
Lineage: Eukaryota; Metazoa; Arthropoda; Insecta; Hymenoptera; Apidae
Exons: 8
Coding region: 344-1501 (385 amino acids)
Source: RefSeq, a predicted model, not a curated record
UUUGGCCAAUUAUAGAAAAAAGAAUAUUUCUAGGAAAUUUUAAAUAUUUCUCUCCUUCAUUAAGCAUGAGUGAGAUGUGGAAACUUUAUGUAUUUUUUUAUUCUACAUAUAUACGUACAUAACAUUAAAAUUUCAGUUCACGUAGUUUCAAGAACAGGUGGGGAUAGCAAUGGCCAUUUAAAGGAGCAAAAUUCCGGUCAGUUAACCCGGCAGUACUAUAUUCUAUGUGCAGGCACAUUUUAGCGAGGAUGGUGACGCUAUUAUAGUAUAUGUUACAGGUUUGUAUAUAUACAUGAUGUACUGCUGAAUCAAAUACUGAAAUGUAAAAAGAAAAACAUACACAAUGUUAAAAAUAUUAAAGGAAUAUAAAGUGACUAUCUUUUUGUUUCUUCCUAUUUCUUUCUUAUUUGCAAUUGAUGGAAGUGCAAUAUUGAAAGAAUUAGGAGAGAAACAGUACCAAAUGAUUAAAGCAAAAUCUUCCUUAUCGCAACAUGGGAUUUGUUGGCAGACUGUUAUCAAUGCAAUAAAAAUUAGUUGUGAUAAAUUAAACGAUCAAGAGCAUGUUCUUAUUGCUUUAAAAUUGACAAAUUGUUUUUUAGAAGACUCUGGACAUAAAACUUAUGAUUGUCAUCUUAUUGAUGUAGAAAAUCAACGCCGAAACUGCAUUAAUAAUAUGUCAGAUAGAGCAUUUAGUGUGUAUAAUGAAUUUUAUGUGCACACUACACACAUGUGUUUUUAUUUAAAUUAUGAAGCUUGGCGAGUUGAAACUGACAAUACCAUUAAACAAUUAUACCAAGUUUCUUCUCGGAUGAGGGAACAAUUGUUAGAAGCUUCAGAAAUACAAGGAAACAUGCUUGAAAGUCAAAAACAGAGUCUACAAAUGCAAAACAAGCUUUUAUCUCAUGGAAAAGAACUUGGUUCUGUAUUAAAGUCUUCUUCUGAAAGUGUUAACAACCUGGUUAGAGAUUUUAAAGAAUCAGCAAAAGAUCAAAGAGAAUUAUUGUUCCAAAUCUUUUCAUAUGUUCGCACAUUUCAAAAUUGGAUUGUUGGAGAAGUCUCUUGGUUUCAGUCCAUUAUAUAUUACACAAUCAGUUGUAUUCUGUCUGCAGUGUUUAGUUCUUCUAAGAGAACUGCGGAUGCUAGAAUCACUCUCUUCACAAUCCUAAGUUUAAACGUUAUUGUAGAACGAAUGUUAGUUCAAUAUUAUGAUAAUGUGUAUCAUUCCAUUGACAAUAAGCACAGCUUAGUGAGUACAACAUGGAUGUAUAGAAAAAUAGCUCUCACUCUUUGUGCUAUUACGUUAAUUUGUACAUAUUAUUAUUACAGAGAUGAACAAGUAGAAAAUUAUAAAGCGCUAAAACGCAUUGAACAUCAAUUAAGUACCAUACAAGAAACUACAUCUAUUUCUACAAAACAUCCAGUCCGUUAUUGUACACGACUAAGUGUCAAACGUUUGCAAGCACAGGCAAAUAGACAGACUAGUACAGAAGCUCUUUUGUAGUAUAAAUCAAAUUUAUUAUUGUUUAUUUUUAUUAUAUAUUAAUUAUUAUAAAUAUAAAUUAAUUAAUAUACGCGUAUUAUUUACAUUUAUUUACUAAUAUAUUAAUAUAUAAUAUCCAUUAUAAUAGCGAAAACAUGAAUUAUAUACAGGUGACAAUAAAAGUAUUUUUUAUAUAA